AUGUUGGACUGUGGUUUCGAUGAUUACCAACUUCCUAUGGUUCCUAGGGCUUAUAGAACACCCAGAGGUCGCAGGCACAAAAUGAUGAAAAGCCAUAGAUCCGAGUUCAAGUUUUUAGCCCAAGUGGCCGGAAAAUUCUCAGGUGAUUGCAAGCCCCAUGAGACAAAGGAGACAAAUGACGAUUUCCUCGUCAAUAACUUCUUGGAAACAAUGGAAGUUAAGGACAAGCCUCAGCCUUGUCUGGAUAAACCUUCUCAAGUGGUAUUGUCUAAGGACUGGUUAGCUCUUGGCCCUUCCAUUUCUAGCUCUCAAAUCACACAAGAAGAAAACUCCAAUAUCGACGGGAAAAGAAAGACGUAUUCCACGAAAGAGCGAGGUCGUAGUAGCCAAGAAUCUCAGAAUAUGUAUCCCUUGAAGAAAAGAAAGUUUUUUUACCAAAAUCACCGACCUGAAUCACGUGAUGCUCCGUGUACCGUCAAAUUUGGUAUCAAGUCGUUGAAAAUCUCGGAGCUAUUGGUGGACAUUCCCGAAUCAGCCACGGUCGGAUCACUCAAAUUAGCGGUGUUGGAGGUGGUAACACAGAUUCUUAAAGAUGGACUAAACAUUGGAGUGCUUCUUCGAGGUAAAACCAUCGUUGAUGACUCCAAAACGCUUCUUCAGAUUGAUGAUGAUGACAACAACCACAACCUCAGCUCUUUGGGGUUUAUGCUAGAACCGCGGAAAUCAGAAACAACAACAACGUUAGCCGCAGUUUCCCCCAAAAAGCGAAUUAGGUACACAGUUAAAAACUAUGAGGCUCCUGGGUCCAUAGAGAGCACUGAAACGGUGGCAGCUAAAUCAGUGGUUCCGGCAUGCCUAAAACCGGCCUCGCAGCCAGAAAUUGUUCAACGGAGAAUCAGACGGCCAUUCACUGUCUCAGAAGUAGAAGCAUUGGUUCAGGCCGUAGAAAUGCUCGGCACCGGAAGGUGGCGCGACGUUAAGUCUCAUGCAUUUGACCAUGCAAGUCAUCGAACUUACGUUGACCUCAAGGAUAAAUGGAAAACGUUGGUUCACACGGCAAAGAUAUCAGCAAGGCAAAGGAGAGGCGAACCUGUGCCUCAAGAGCUCCUUGAUAGGGUUUUAGCCGCUCACGCUUUCUGGACCGGAUGAAUAGAGAAACAUAUUAAACGCUCCUUUUUGGGUAGGAAAUAGUUUUGAU
Messenger RNA from Eutrema salsugineum, 1198 nucleotides. Its product is annotated as telomere repeat-binding protein 6. Bases 1 to 1149 code for a protein of 382 amino acids. The record is from RefSeq and is a predicted model, not a curated record. Lineage: Eukaryota; Viridiplantae; Streptophyta; Magnoliopsida; Brassicales; Brassicaceae. The transcript is spliced from 7 exons.